UACACGGCAAUUAGUCAUCCGUAACACGCGACAACAACAACAAAUUACAAGAGAGACGCACAAAAUUUAGCAAAAAAAUCAGCAAAAUACGUGGAAGAGGCAUCAUAUUAACUCUGUUAAGCCAAGCUAACAAGGAUAGGGGAUUUUGAUGUGACAAGAUGGAGACAUAUUUAAUGAUGUUAUAUGUGACAUUAGAUCAAGAAUCAGCCCUUAAACAGCUCUUUGAUGAUAAUGGCUGGCCAUUUUGUAAGCUGGAUUUAUCAGUUACAACGGAUAAACUUGGUCCUGCUAGAAAAUUUAAAGUAAAGAGACCAGCAUCACCAGUCAUUUUGGGUAAGAGAAAGGCGACCUCAUCUGCUAGACUUGCUCCAGCAGUAAAGUUGGUGAAAAUUUUAGCUGGAAAAUGCGGAAAGCCAAAGGAAGUGAACAAUUUACAAGUAGUGUCACAAGAGUCACAGACAAGCAGCGUAAAUGCAGAAGACGAGAUUAAGAUUAAAAAAUCUUCAAAUUCUGACAUAUGUGAUGAUGAUGAUGACUUUGAUAAUAAAGAAGAGAUUAGUGAUGUGACGACAGAAAUGAAGAAUAGACAAGAUGGUGAAAGCUUUGAUGUGGCAGAUCACGAUGAACAAGCUGUAAGUCAAGAUGUUAAAGACAUUGCUAAUAAUGAUUUUGAUGAUGAUAUAAACAAUGAUUUAGAUGAUGUAGGAGAUGAGGAAAAUGACGACACUGAUGAUAGUUUUGAAGGAAUGAAUGACGAAGUUACAGAGGAAAAGUUAGAUGGUACCAAUGUUAGUGUUAAGAUUGAAGCACCGGGACCAAACACGAUGGAGCAAAGCAGUAUGGAGAAUUUUCCAAGUCAAACAUUUGACGAUGAACAAGAUUCAGAUGACGGCAAACCAAUCGAAAGUCAGGAAACAGUUGUGAACAGGUUACUAUCACAAAGUCAACAGCACGGUCAGCAAUAUAAAUGCUGUAUCUGUGGUAAGGUGAUUAAGAUCAAGUAUAACAUGAAGCGACAUCUGCGGACACACCUUCCUGAUCAGAUAAAAUGUAACUUGUGUAACCGUUUCUUCGAGAGUCGUGAAAAACAAGAGGAGCAUGAGAAAAAUAGGCAUUCGAAUCGUCACAUGUGCGAAACCUGUGGUAUAUCUUUCAAACGUAAGAGCGAUUUAAAUUCACACAUGAUUAAACAUGAAAGCGCAUUUGUACAAGAAACUUCUCCGAAUUGUUUUAAAUGUAUGCAUAAAGGUUGCGGUAAAUUGUUUUUCCGCCAAACAAACUACGAAUAUCAUUUAAAUACUCAUAGUGGCAUUAAACCUUACGAGUGCUCCAAGUGUCUAAAGCUGUUCCAUUCUAAAUACACAAAGAAUGAGCAUGAAAAAGAUUGCUUGAAUGAAGAAGGAUAUGGAUGCGAAAUGUGUGGAAGCACGUUUAAACAAAGAUCCGGACUUCAUAAUCAUAUGCAAGCGGAGCAUGUACAACGCGAGAAAGGAUUCUCGUGUGAAGUAUGUUCUCAGAUGUUUAAAUUCUUAUCGGGGUUAAUUCGGCACAAGAAAGAUAAACAUAAGCUCUCGGAUGCUUCUCAGCAGACGGACACUACUGCGGUUGAGACGAUGAAAAGCGAGUCUGCUGUAGAAACGCAAGCAGAAAUAAUAACACCAACUAGUAACACUGCUUUUAUUGUUGUAACUGAUAUUGAACCUGAGUCAAAGAAUGAUUUAGAAAGUGUUAACAAUGCUGAUGACAUUACUGUGAAUACAAGCGUCGUGGAAGAUAUUUCCGAGGCCAACACUACAGAGAUUAUAACAGCAAUGUCAGAGCAACAAGUGAUAGAAACUGGUACUGAUAUAAAUAUAGAAAGAGUGAUAGUAGUUCAUCAGGUAGCGAGUGAACUCCCUCAACAUUUAGACGAUGUUAAUCAUUAACUAAAACAGUUUUUAACAUAUUCAUGAAAUAUAUAUACACUUGUCCAGGAUAGGAAAAGUUUUUCCUUUUACGAUCAUUUGAAGUGCAUGCAUUAUGCACCAGCAGCUUUGUUCAUAAAGGAUCAGGUUCUAACUUCAUAUUUUUCAUACAUGAUUGUACUUUCAAAAUUUCUCCACAUCUGAAAAGUUUGAAUGCUUAAAAUUCAGGGUUUACUUGAAAUGGCAUAAGUUUCUCUCUCACAUUGUAUUUUCCUAGUAAAAGAUGAUUCAUUUAAUAUUGAUCUUAUUACCUCAAAUGGCACCCCUAUUAGAUUAAACAAAGGUAACUUUUUCCUUCUCAAUUUACAGGCAAUGAUUUUACACUAUGACCUGAUUGUUCUUUGACGAUGACCCAAUGACCUCAUAAUCUAUAGUGAUCAUCUACUGACAUUUGGUGAUGUCUAAACCUAGAUUUAUCCUUUCACAAGUUACUGAGGGAACAAAGAUUUCACACUUUGACAUUGACUUUUGACAUAAUCAUGGGUGACAAUCUGAAAAAUUGAAAAAUCUGAAGACAAAAAUAGCUUGGGGCUUGGGAUCACUAGGGCUUAGGGCAAAGUCCUGGUGAGGGGUCCAGAGUAAAAGCACCCAGGGAGCUGAGAUAAAAUAACAGAACAGAAAAUAUGGAAUCAUUUGAAAUAUACAUGUAUUCAUAAAUAAGUUAACACUUUGCAUAAAUUAUUGCAAAUCAUUUUCAAAUAAAAACCUUUAGCUUAAAUGAUAUGAAAACAGGCAUUUUUGGACCACUAUACAUCAUUAUCAUACAAUUGCAUGUAUGAAUAAAAAUACAAAUAUAUAAAUAUACAUACUGCAUAAUAACAUAACACAAGAAAUAUUUGUAAAUUUACAAUAGAAAUGGAGCCAUUUAUUAAAGUACAAAUAAGUCGAUAGGAAAUGAAAAUUCCGAGAACAA
Messenger RNA from Ruditapes philippinarum (Manila clam), 2877 nucleotides. RefSeq names its product zinc finger protein 577-like. Gene Ontology annotation, cellular component: nucleus. The record is from RefSeq and is a predicted model, not a curated record. The transcript has 4 exons. Lineage: Eukaryota; Metazoa; Mollusca; Bivalvia; Venerida; Veneridae. Bases 159 to 1925 code for a protein of 588 amino acids.